This is a messenger RNA of Halteromyces radiatus, 1444 nucleotides long. RefSeq lists its product as uncharacterized. Lineage: Eukaryota; Fungi; Mucoromycota; Mucoromycetes; Mucorales; Cunninghamellaceae. The record is from RefSeq and is a predicted model, not a curated record. The transcript has a single exon. Bases 203 to 1288 code for a protein of 361 amino acids.
UGUAUAUGUGGUGGAAGGGGGUUUUUUUUUCCUAGUUUUUUAUUUUUAUUUUUCCAUUAUACCUUUUUCCUUUAUCUCUUCAUUUCUCUUUUUUAUAUUAUUUACGACGUGAUUUAUUUAUAUUAUCCCCAUUCAUUUUCCGCAUGCAUCUUUGAAUAUCCUUUUAUACAUUACGAUCCAUUCUCUUGGGCUACUCAACUUUAUGUGGUGGAUUGGUGCUCUUCUCGUCUUUAGGUGUGUAUUCCUAUCUUUCUUCACAUAUGUCAUUGUAUCUUUUUUCUUUUUUCAAUCAUGCAUCUAUGUAUCAAUCAACUUACAGACAGUUUUACUUUUUCUUAUCGUAGAGCCACGGAAACCUUGUUAUCGCCGACCUCCUGCAAAGAUGUAUAUAGAUUCAAUGACAUUAUCAACUUUACCAGCGAAAAGUUUGACCAGCUUGCAGUCUCUUUCCAAAUCAGCAACAAAAUCCACAACGUCUUUAUCAUCUUUAGCCUCAAGAUCAAAGCCUGCAUCAACAACAAGCUCCCUCAAAACUUCAUCUGGAGGAUCGCUCUUAUCACUAGCACAAAAAUCGGCCGGUCAACGCAACAUGACAGCAUUACAAAGCCUUGCCAAUCGACAACAAUCUUCACCAGCGGCGUCAAACACUACUUUAUCAUCCCUGGCAAAACAAUCUUCUUCAUUGAACAACACUAAUAAAAAUGAUAAACAACAGUCAACAAGUCUUACUCAUCUGGCUACUCGAUCUACUAGUCAAAGCAGCUCUUUGGCAGCCUUGGCAUCAUCAUCGACAAGAAAGGUUACAUCUGGAUUAGUAGGUUCAGGAACAACAAGCGCUUUGAAGAAAUCAAUGACAGAUGAUGGCGUGACGAGUGCACAAGUACUCCCAACAAAGAAUCAUACCAAAGCUAAGACAACAACUACAGCAACAUCGACAUCUACUGUUAAGAAUCCAACAUUGACAACAACGCAGGUACCCGGAAGUGAUCUUAGGAAUAUGAUAAGUCAAUCAGCUAGGAAAACAACAAACCCAUUGGUUGCUUCACCAUCACCGGCUGCAGUAUUUUUAUUUCGACCACAUAACGAACAAACGCGAUCUCCUUUGGCUGAUAGUAUUAUGAACUCACUUCCUCAUUCACUCGCCCAGGCUUUUUAUGAUGCAAUGCCUUCAUCAGUAUCUUCUACAACGAAACUAUUCAAGUUUGACGCGCCUAGUCCUGAUGACAUUGUAAUGGCUGCUCAGAGUCAACGAAACACCAAGACCAAGAAACUGGAUCCUAUCUCUUGAUGUCCCUUUAGAUUAGUAUUGUUAUCUUUUUUUUUUUCUUAUAUUACAUUAUCCUUCUAUUUUAUACCCUUCUUCCCUUUCAUCACCUUUUAUUUUAUCCAUUUAUUUAUAUUACCCUCAUUAUUUUACUUUUUCCAAUGGCCACCAAUCAUGAUU